Vanrija pseudolonga is the source of this 3304-nucleotide messenger RNA. RefSeq names its product Protein EFR3 (gene EFR3). The transcript has 3 exons. The record is from RefSeq and is a predicted model, not a curated record. Gene Ontology annotation, biological process: protein localization to plasma membrane. Lineage: Eukaryota; Fungi; Basidiomycota; Tremellomycetes; Trichosporonales; Trichosporonaceae. The coding region runs from base 275 to 3304 and encodes 1009 amino acids.
UCGACGCGCGCAUCGCAUCGCAUCACACACUCUCUCAAUUACAUUGAGGGCUCGAUCAACGCUGCGGAGAGCAGGCUCGACACAUUCUCUACACACGUUUGCCCGCGCCUGGACCACCAACGCGACACAGGCGCCCACCACCUCUUCGGCCACCGAGCAGUUCCAAGCCCGGCCCUGCGUAACACCCCUCCCGGCCGCGUUCCGCGUACCUGCAGUCACCUCGUGUUAACUUGUCUCUGUCCUUCUCUCUCUCAACACCACCACCGCCGCCGCCAUGCCGUGCCUCCCGUGCAUGCAGCUCAACCCGAGCUUGCAGAUCCUCAACGAGUGCUAUCCGCCCCCCAAGGACCUGCUCAAGUCGGGCCCAGAGUUCAUGCCCCUGUCCCAGGACACGUCCAAGCUCACCUACUAUGCGACCAACAAGCCAAGCAGCCUGGGCAAGAUUGGCGACGAGCUCGAGCGCCGCAUCGCCAAGGAGGCAAGAGCGAGCACUGGCGGCUACCCCAAGUCGCGGGCGUCCCUCCUCAUCUCCCUCGUCAUCCUUCACCGCCUGUUGACAGAGUGCAAGGGCGAGAUUGGCAAGUUUGCGCUGCAGACAAUGCGGAUGAUUUCCUCGGCCCUCGAUGUCAAGGUGUACCAGAAGAACGACACGGACCUCGAGGUCGCCGCGCGCGCAGCGAGUUGCUUCAAGGCCUUCGCGACGUUCACCGACGGCGCCGCGAUCGGCGUCGAUGACACCCUGACGGACGAGUACCUCGGCGUGCUGUCCAAGUUUGCGCAGAUGGCAACGACGCAGCACACGUCCGAGAAGCCAGACGACGAGGAGCAGAGCCGUACCCGCCUUGUCGGGCUGCAGGCGCUCAGCUCCGCGGCAGGGAGUGAAGCAGUGUUCGGGAGCAACGUCGAGUUCCCGCGCCAGGUCAAGAUCAUCGUCCCCGCGCUCCUGACUAUUAUUUCAGAAGCGCCACUCGCCGACCUCAAGGACGAGUCGUCAAAGAAGAGCCCCGUGGGCGGCGAUAACGUCUCGCCCUUCUUCCGCGAGUUUGCGGUCCGCAAGCCCAUCAACGACCGCCGUGCGCCCAGCUUGCACGAGCACGUGCCGGGAGAGAAGGGCCCAGGGAGCGAAGAUGUCCGCUCGGCGGCCCUCCGCUGCUUCUACGACCUCAUCGGCGAGUGCCAGGCGUCCCAGGCCAACACAGUGCUCGACGUCUGCUUUAGCUUCCUCGACAAGGUCGGCUGGAACGACGUCGAGCGGUGCUGCUGGCUCGCCGAGCGCCUCACCGCCGCCAUGCUCCUCCAGUCGCGUUUUGUCGUCCCCACUCGCCUGGUCGAGCUCCUCGUCAACCUCCCCGACGACAGCCCGCCUACGCAAAAGCACUCUUCGGUGCUGGCCAUGAUCACGACUAUUCUCAGCUCCAACGUCUCGCUCGUGGGCCUCGCAAUCACCGAUAUCCUCGCCAGCCUCCUCAGCGUCAUCAUCCGCAGAGUUGGCGUCGAUUCGCGCGACGCCCUCCUCCCCGCCCUCGUCCAGUGUGUCUCGUCUCUCGGCACGCACAUCUACUACGCCGACCAGAUCAACGACAUUGUCGAGGAAAUUGCCCUCCAGAUCCUCGCAGUGCCGGCCUCCAACCCCGCACAGCAGGAGACCCUCCGCGUGCUCAUCUACUGCAUCACGGGCGUUAUGAAGGCUGCCGACCUCGGCGACCAGGCAGAGGCCCGCGUGACGAGCCCAAUCUCUGAAAAGCCCAUUGACAAGGGCAAGGCGCCGCUCCUCGAGACGCCCGCGAUCGACACUCGCCGCGGCCUCGGCCGUCGCAACCCCAUCGCGCCCGAGGUGUGGCAGGAGACUCUGCCGCUGCUGUGCGAAGCGUCGUACCCUGUCCGCGCGGCCUACGUCCAGGCCUUUGUCUUCUACCUCGAGACCGAGAUGCCGCGCGACCGCAAGCCGCGCCCCAACGAGCCCAACAUUACGCGCUUCUGUAACGCCGUCAUGGCUGCGAUUUACACCCUCGCCAUCAGCUCCAAGCUCGGCGUCGCCGAGGCGCUGCCCACCCCGCCGGACUCUCCCCACCCGAUCGAGAAGAUUUCCGACCCAGUGGAGAAGGUUACUGACGCCGCAACCUCCCCUUCCAAGGCCGUAUCCUGGAACGUCAACGUCAUCGAGCCCACGCCGAACGGUAGCCUCGCGAGCAAGGCCAACCCUCCUGCCAUCAACGUGCCGAUCGCCAACGCCAACGCCAGCACGGGCGCGGGCAACUCGGGCCACACGACGCCGGUGUCUCGGAAACCCCUCCGCGGCGGCCGCCGUGUCUCCCUCCCGCUCAACCGCCUCGAGUCCGGCGCCAACCUCACGUCGUUUGACAACGUCGCCACGCCGUUCGACUACUCUGCCAUUCUGAGGAUUCUCGACGAACUCAACAACUGUGUGCCCGUCGCGGCGCUCCUUACCGCCGCGCCGAUGCUCCUCGCGCUCGACCGCGACGCCGCCACCGAGCUUAUCAGACGCCCUGGAGAUGGCCGUACCGGUGCGUGGGUGAUCGAGCGCAAGCGCGCCUGCCGCGAGACUGUGGCCUUUGCGUGGCGCCGCCUCGCCGACCGUUGGGGCGUGGCCUCGGCUGUUCAGCUCGCCGACAAGGCUAUCAACUCGCUCCCCGAGCCCUUCUCCGUGCCAGACUGGCGCGCCCCACUCUCGCAGGACGACGUGCUCCCGCCCCCUGCCGAGCCCGCGGCCUUCUUCCGCGACCAGACCGAGGGCGAGUCGCAGUCGUCGAGCCUCCCGAUUCUCGACCCCGCCCAGCUCGUCACGGCCUUCUCCACCUCGCCCUCGGUACAGGCCACCACUGGCCGCGACCAGGCAAGCAUCGCCCGUCGCUUCACCUCGCCUUGGAAUGUCGAGCUGGCCAUCAAGGAGUCGCUCGAGCGUUACUCGUCUUCGGCCCCCGACGGCGAGCUGCACGGCAACGCAGCCGAGAUGCUCAUGGCCAUCCCAAACUCUUCGUACCAGUCCCUCGGGCACCCCGUGUCCCGCUCGGUCGACGUGGCCGACCUGCGUGACGCGCUCGACGGUGGCGGAGGUGACAGAGGCAGCGUGGUCAACAUGCCUGGCUCGGGCGCAAACUCGUUUGUCAGCACGGCGACUGAUGUGGCGCUGGGCUCGUCCCCAGACGCCAAGCGGCCCAAGCCACCAAAGCCCGACACAAAGGACAUCCUCAACCAGAUCUUCAAGGACAACGACAAGAGAAAGGCAAAGACGUCCAACGGACCAAAGGUGCCCCCGUCAGCCGAUGCCCCCAUCAAUGUUUAG